AGAAAGAAAAAAAAGAUGAGAGUUUUUAUUAGAUACACCUGUCGAAGGCCAAAUCGAAUAAACCGUAUUCUCCGAUGAUACCAAUGCUGGUAGAGUUGUGAUUACUAUAGUGUUUGCACUUAGUAUAUGUGUGUUACAUUCGAACGUUUCUUCUUAUUUGAUUUGGAUUAUACUUAAGAAGAAAAUUGUUCUUUAUCAUUUGAAGUUCUUUUGUAUGAAAAAUUCUUCCUUCUUCUUCUUCUUCAUAUUUUUUGUUAAAAACGAUGAAUGAAAUUUAAUUUGGGAGUACAGUUUGAAGAAAUUGUUGUUCUUUGCCACGUCUCAGGGUUACUGACACCUCACAGAAGUUUCAAAUUGAUUAGGAUGGCGACCAAUCAAGAAGGAGAGACUGGAAUAACUAUUCCUUUACAGUUUAAUGAUAGCCAUUGGAAAGGUAUCUUUGAAAAAUAUGACCUAGAUGGUGACGGUAAGAUCUCAUAUCAAGAGUUGAAGGCUAUGAUACGAGGUUCAGCGUAUACCAAUGAUAUUCCUGCCAAUGUAGUUCAUAUAAUAAUGCGUAAAGCAGAUUUGGAUGAUUCUGGGUAUUUAGAAUAUCCAGAAUUCAUUGCUAUGAUUCAUAGAAAAGAUAUGCAAGGAGUUUUCGGUCAUCUUGUACAACGUUAUGUACAUUCGAUGGUACCUCAAAGACCAACCGCUGCCCAGUAUUCUCAAUCUUCUACUGAUUAUCCAGAUGGACAAUACGAAGAGGAAUAUAGUUGUAGGCCACCAGCAGUGGCGAUGAUAACCAUAUCAAUAAUAGAGAUUAUUUUAUUUUUGUACGACGUUAUAGAACAUAAGUCACUUUCCAUGGAUGGGCCAGCAGCUACUUUAUUUAUUUAUAAUCCGCACAAAAGAUACCAAGCUUGGAGGUAUGUGACGUAUAUGUUCGUACACGUUGGAAUUCUUCAUUUGGUCGUUAAUUUGUUCGUUCAAAUAAUGCUGGGCAUACCACUGGAAAUGGUUCAUAAAUGGUGGAGAGUAUUAAUCAUCUACAUAGCAGGAGUGAUAGCUGGAUCUCUUGGAACGUCGGUUUCAGAUCCUACUGUUUAUUUAGCAGGAGCAUCCGGUGGUGUAUACGCACUAAUUACUGCACACGUAGCAACGAUAUUGAUGAAUUGGUCAGAAAUGGAAUUUGCUGGCCUUCAGUCAAUAGUGUUUCUUGUUAUAGCCAUAGUUGACAUAGGUCAAGCAAUAUACAGUCGUUAUGUCGAAGUAGACGUAGACAAUCAAAUUGGAUACGUAGCUCAUUUGACUGGUGCUUUAGCCGGACUUCUUGUCGGUAUUAAUGUUCUUCGUAAUCUGGAAGUUAGAACUUGGGAAAAGGUUAUUUGGUGGGUCAGUAUUGUUACAUACACAAUUCUCAUGACGGCAGCUAUUUUGUGGAAUAUUUUAUAUCCUUCGUAUUAUUCGUAAUAGUUACAAAAAAUAGAUAAUAGUGUUCGUUUU
Messenger RNA from Polistes canadensis, 1485 nucleotides. RefSeq names its product rhomboid-related protein 2-like (gene rho-4). Gene Ontology annotation, molecular function: serine-type endopeptidase activity; calcium ion binding. NCBI's taxonomy places the organism in Eukaryota, Metazoa, Arthropoda, Insecta, Hymenoptera, Vespidae. Gene Ontology annotation, cellular component: membrane. Bases 268 to 1452 code for a protein of 394 amino acids. The transcript has 5 exons. The record is from RefSeq and is a predicted model, not a curated record.